Molecule: messenger RNA, 4832 nt
Organism: Cynoglossus semilaevis (tongue sole)
Lineage: Eukaryota; Metazoa; Chordata; Actinopteri; Pleuronectiformes; Cynoglossidae
Product: vitamin D3 receptor A
Exons: 11
Coding region: 325-1587 (420 amino acids)
Biological process (GO): cell differentiation; negative regulation of transcription by RNA polymerase II; positive regulation of transcription by RNA polymerase II
Cellular component (GO): nucleus
Molecular function (GO): vitamin D response element binding; nuclear receptor activity; zinc ion binding
Source: RefSeq, a predicted model, not a curated record
UUACGUAUAUAUGUAUAGAUAUGUCCCUGGCUGCUAAAGCCGAAAGAGGAGGGAUUUAAGGAGAAGUGUGCGGUCCUGCAAUGUUGAUACAGACCGGACAAAAAAACUGGACUAAGAGAGAGUCCCAUACGUUUCUUUUUGCAUGGAUUAAUUCGUUUUUGUUUUAUAGAGGGGAAAAAGUUUUUUCAGCGUGGGGAAAUCGUUAAAGGCUCGCCUUCAACUCCAGCGACACGGAGAAUUUGGGCGACCUGGCUCCAACGUUUGGGCCCCCGCUGUGCUGCUGCUCCCGCUGCUCCCAGUUAAGGUUGAUAUGACACAUCAGUGAUGGAGCCCAUGACGGUGACAACGUCGGUGGUUGGAUCGGACGAGUUCGACCGCAAUGCUCCACGGAUCUGCGGUGUGUGUGGUGAUAAGGCCACCGGCUUUCACUUUAAUGCCAUGACCUGCGAGGGUUGUAAAGGUUUCUUCAGGCGCAGUAUGAAGCGCAAAGCCUCCUUCACCUGUCCUUUCAAUGGAAGUUGCACCAUCACCAAGGACAACCGGCGCCACUGCCAGGCCUGUCGACUUAAACGCUGCAUUGACAUUGGUGCAAUCACUGAAUUCAUCCUGACAGAUGAAGAGGUUCAAAGAAAGAAGGACAUGAUUUUGAAGAGGAAGGAGGAGGAGGCUGCCCGCGAGGCGAUGAAGCCGAGGCUGAAUGAUGAACAAGCUCGGAUAAUUUCCUCUCUGGUGGAGGCUCACCACAAGACCUAUGAUGCCUCCUAUUCUGAUUUCUCUCGCUUCAGGCCUCCAGUGCGUGAAGGUCCUGUAACACGCAGUGCCAGCAGAGCGGCCUCUCUUCACUCUCUAUCUGAUGCGUCCUCUGACUCAUUCAACCACUCUCCAGAGUCAGUGGAGACCAAGAUGAACUUCAGCAACUUGUUAAUGAUGUACCAGGAUGGUGCCAGCAGUCCAGACUCCAGCGAGGAAGACACUAAGUUAUCCAUGUUGCCCCAUCUGGCUGAUCUGGUCUCCUACAGCAUCCAGAAAGUCAUUGGUUUUGCCAAGAUGAUUCCAGGUUUCAGAGAGCUGACAGCUGAAGACCAGAUCGCUCUGCUAAAAUCAAGUGCCAUUGAGAUCAUCAUGCUGCGUUCCAACCAGUCGUUCAGCCUGGAGGACAUGUCCUGGAGCUGCGGAGGACCUGAUUUCAAAUACUGCAUCAGUGAUGUCACUAAAGCUGGUCACACUCUGGAGCUGCUGGAGCCGCUGGUGAAGUUCCAGGUUGGUCUAAAGAAGCUCAACCUGCAUGAAGAGGAACAUGUGCUGCUGAUGGCCAUCUGCCUGCUCUCCCCAGAUCGACCUGGUGUCCAGGAUCAUGCUCGUGUUGAGCAGCUCCAGGACCAUCUGUCAGAUGUGCUACAGGCUUACAUCCGGGUCAAUCACCCAGGUGGACGCCUACUCUAUGCCAAGAUGAUCCAGAAACUGGCCGACCUGCGCAGCCUGAACGAGGAGCACUCCAAGCAGUAUCGCUCGCUCUCCUUCCAGCCCGAGCACAGCAUGCAGCUGACUCCACUAGUGCUGGAAGUGUUUGGAAGCGAGGUGUCUUAGCAGAGGACGAGACAACCGUUAUCCACACCUAUCAUGCCCCAUCAGAUGAUUUUUUUUUAGCCCUUAACCAAACCCCCAUCCUUGUGACAUCCUAGGACAUUUGGGAAAUCCUUAGAUAAUCAGAUGGACAGUUAACAAUCACCUGCUCAUCAUCAGCCUUGUUCGCUCCUGACACUAAGGAGCAAGAUUCCGAUUCCUGGACCUCUGGAUUUGUGGAUUAAAGACUCCUUUGUGGGCUGUGGAUUCCUGCAGCACUUUGAUAAGGGUUACUUUCUCACGUCACCUGACUUACUGCCGUCAGGAACUGAUUGACCUCAUGCUCCUCUGCAUAAAUCCAGAUUUGCCUUUUCUCGUCACGACCAUUCUACAGACGCCACCUUUCUCCCCUGUUUUUACAGUGUCGACAGCCUGAUGGAUGUUUCUGUCACCCUCAUCAUUUGCAUCAUUAUCGUCAUCAUGAUGACAGACGCAGAGUUAAAUCUCUUAACCAUAACUGUACGUAACUUUGUAAGGUACAGAUGCAUUGUGAGCAGUAUUACUACCCUAGUAUUGCAUAGCUAUGAACUAUUUAUAUUGAUUUACAGCUUGUUGACAGCAGAUGCAUCCAAAUAUAUCAAACACAAACAAGAUAAGUGGAAAGAAGCGCUCACAGACAUGUCAUUAGGGAUGCACCAGUCUGACAGAGUUACAACACCAGGGCUGUGUGUUUCAUUCAAUCCACACAGCAGAGCUGGGACAGAGCGCUUUCUUGUAGACUUUAAGUGUUCUAACCUCGCCCAGUGACUUACCAGUUUUGAGGGAUCUCUACAAUCAUGAAGAUUUAAAAAUGUGUUAACUACAGACUGUACCUAGGACUGAAAUUGAAACCGACAAGUGUAGUACUAAACAUUAAAAGUCUUCUAAUUCAAUUUACAUCCCAUCGAUUGGCCAAGCGGAGGUGACCCCCCCAACACAUGAUAUUAAUGUCUAAGCGGUGCAUCCCUAAAGGUCAUGGUAAUACUUAGAUGUCCUGGUUUAAAAAUACCUGGUGAAGAGUCCAAGCCCCAUGUCUGGGUGUGGGAGAGGUGUCAGAUGGUCAGAUGAAGUGAAGAAAGGACGCUUAUGUGCAGAAAUGGUUGAGGUUAACAGGAAUGAAAAACGUGGAAAGAUUCUACAGUUUGAAUUCCCUGCUCCCAGUGCACAGGGAUUUUCACAACAACACGAAUGUAUGUAUAUUGCUAUAUAAAUAGAAAUGAUACAAUCAGUAUAAGCUGUUUUAUAAAUAUAUAUAUAUAUCUAUAUAUAUAGAUGUAUUUAAGAGAGCAGAUGAUUGCAAUUAUGAACGCAAAUUGUUCUGUCUAAAUGGUAGAGGAUUUAAAGAUCCCUCCUCAACUGUGUUUUUAGAAUACACACACGAGAAAGCACUGAAAAGUGUGCGAGGGGUCCUUUGUUAUUUUUGUGAUGUGUACAGUUUUUGAGAUUAUGGAUGGACCACAAGGGGGCGUGUACAGGCUCUGAUGGAGGGUUGGGUGCAGGAGAAGCACUUGUUUUUUUUGUUGGAAGCUUGUGGAUUAUUGGACCUGUGAAGUCUGUAGGUCGUCACGUCACCAAGUGUCGUGGCCUGUUGGUGGCUGUAGAAACAGGAUUAGAGGCGUUCGAUUGGCUGGUUAGAUUGCUGCUAAGACAGUUAGAGCCGGGGAGCUGGACAGAAAGCAGCAACCCGGCUGUUGCCUCAGGGAAUUAAAAGUUUGUCUGAUGAUUUUUGUGUACGUGGGUGUUUAAGGUGUGUGCAUGUGUGGUAAGCUCACAAUCAUAUGAGAUGGAGAUUGUUUUUGAAGCUCUAGGAUUCACUGUGAUUUGUAAUGAUACUAAACAACAGCGUAUGUAAGCUAAAAAUAAGACUUUUUAAAAACAAUUACUAUAAGAUUUUCAUUCCUACGAAGUUAAAAUUACAGAUUGCAGUUCUUUAAUAUAUACUCAGUAAAAGGCUUGUAAUUACAUUUACAUUCAAACUGUUACCAGUGUUUAAACUUAGGCUUUGUGUUUAUUUUUUUAUUUUUAUUUUUUAUUCAGGGCAAAUUAAAACUUCUACUGAUGGUAGCAAUAUACAAUAAUGUUUUAUUUUCAAAUGAAAUCCUUCAGAUGCUCUUCAGAGUGGGACAGAAAUGUAGGGACACGAGAGAAAACUUUUGAUAUUAAUGAGAUAAACAAGGCCUCAGCCUGUUGUAUCUCAUAUAUAAUUAUGUCAUUUCAGCACCAGCCGUAUAAGCCAGGUCUUGGAUGUUACUUUUUAAACAUCACUACAUGAUCAUAUCACAUAUCACUUUUCCGUUGACUCGCUGCAUGCUCUCCCCUCACGCAGACCUGGAUCUCCCCCUUGUGGACAACUUUUGUAAAUACCACUUGCUAAGUCUGUACAUAGUUCAGGAUGAGCGUAGGCAAAAUAACAAAGUAGAGAAAUCAACUGUCGAUGAUGAUGUGGUUUGCAGCAAUAUAUGCAACGAGGAGAUGGAAUAUUUUCUUGUAUUUUACUCGAAUGUACAGAGUUGGUCAUUUUUGCAAGAGUUACUGAGUUGUAUUUGGAUUUGACUAGCACAGCUCUUCACGAGCUGCUGCUGGUUUCCAAUGACAAACGUAUUUAAGCAACAUUUUUAGAAGAAAAUAUGCCAAAAUAGUAAAGUCACAGUAAAAGACCAGCACUGGUGUAAACUGAACAGCAAUGCAGUGAUAGAACCACAGAGGUAAUUGUCAUCUGUGAUGUCGGCCACAUUAUAUGAUCAGUAACUGAACUCUUUUAAAGGAGUUCACCAAAGUCAUUUUGGUAUCCAAAAAGAAAAAAACUUUUCAAGAAAGUGAAGCUAAGGAACAACAAACAUUUACCUACAGUAGAUGUGUUUCCCAUUUUUGUAUUGAGGAUAUACAGAAUUCCUCUCAAAGCUGGCAGGUGACUUCCUGUCGUCCUCUUAUAUAAAGUCUGUGGAUGAGACUCGGAAUUAGGGACUUGGACUUGCAGAAGUCCUAAUGUGAUUGAACAUUCCUAGUAGUGGUUGUGUAGCGCAUUCCAGCAAACUGAGUCUCACAUUCUACACUUCCUAAAAAAAAACACUAAAAACCCCCAGUGUCAAAUAUUCCCAUCAACUCAGUUUAUCUCUGCAGGAAGUGUGCCCUCUGUGCGUUCCAGGCUUAUGGAUGUACGUCUACUCUCUUUCUCUCGCUUUCAAAUGUCAAAUCGUUAAGGUCUUGACAAAUAUACAGUGUAACCAGGA